GAGAAGGUGGGAGAGCUUCUCUAGGCUGCACAGCUGGUGCACAGCCUUGAGAAGUUUCCUGUCUUCCUGCCUCCCUGUUGAGUGGUUCUUUCCCCAGUGCUGCAUCUUCACUUAGAUUCUAUCUUUGACCCUAUGAAUCCCUCCCUUCUGUCCGCAGAGCCCUCGGUGGUGUUUGCCAAGGAGCAGCCGGCGCGCAGUGAAGUGCAGGCCAUGGCGGGGGCAAGUGCCACGCUGAGCUGCGAGGUGGCCCAGGCCCAGACGGAGGUGACAUGGUACAAGGACGGCAAGAAGCUGAGCUCCAGCUCCAAAGUGCGUGUGGAGGCCACAGGCUGUGGGCGGAGGCUGGUGGUGCAGCAGGCGGGCAAGGCGGACGCCGGGGAGUACAGCUGUGAGGCCGGGGGCCAGAAGGUCUCCUUCCACCUGGAUGUCACAGAGCCCUCGGCGGUGUUUGCCAAGGAACAGCUGGCACGCAGUGAAGUGCAGGCCGUGGCGGGGGCCAGUGCCACGCUGAGCUGCGAGGUGGCCCAGGCCCAGACGGAGGUGACGUGGUACAAGGACGGCAAGAAGCUGAGCUCCAGCUCGAAAGUGCGUGUGGAGGCCACGGGCC
Vicugna pacos (alpaca) is the source of this 607-nucleotide messenger RNA. The record is from RefSeq and is a predicted model, not a curated record. Lineage: Eukaryota; Metazoa; Chordata; Mammalia; Artiodactyla; Camelidae.